Molecule: messenger RNA, 315 nt
Organism: Ambispora gerdemannii
Lineage: Eukaryota; Fungi; Glomeromycota; Glomeromycetes; Archaeosporales; Ambisporaceae
Source: the annotation of a GenBank genome assembly
AUGUAUACCAAAAUCACUGCAAACCUUUUUUUAAUUUUGCUCCUCGUUAGCUUCGUAUUGUCUGCACCGGUAUCGCAAGACGAAGCAUGUAAAUAUGGAUAUGACUAUUUGAUUGGGAAAACUUAUGUAUUUGAUAAGGAUCGGGACCCUGAAGGUGUCCCGCCGUAUCAGCUCGUUCAUCAACGCGACUUGCCUAAAAACCAUCGAGCAUAUUAUCCUGAUUCCUUUAUUAUUCUUAAUUAUGAUCCGUCUAGAUUGAAUGUUCAUCUAAAUGAUGAAAGUGAAAAUAAAAUUAUAAGAUUAUCAUGCGGUUAA